AUGAGGACUUCCGAGAUUUUUAGUGGGCCAUUGUGUAGAGUAAGAAGGAGGGACGUAACAGAUAUCCUCAUCACUGUCUAUAGAAUUUUCCUUGUUUUAAACACAUUGACAGCGUUGACAUAUUCCCGGCAUUCGUGGGAAAGACCCGGCUGUUAUAAAGUAGCUAACGACAGAACAGUGCAGAUACCGGACUGUCUACAGUUUAACGUAACUACAAACGCUUGUAGAGGCUAUUGUGUAUCUUACGCCAUUCCGUCCUCGCCGAGGACCCGACUAAUAAAUCCUAGCCAUAUCAUCACCUCUCGCUCGGAGUGCUGCAGUAUAGAAGAAACCUAUGAUAUAACAGUACACGUACGUUGUAUCGAAGGAAUUAGAGAAGUGGUGUUUAAAUCAGCAAAAAAAUGUGCCUGUUCAAUAUGCCGACGAGGAUGA
Molecule: messenger RNA, 432 nt
Organism: Ylistrum balloti
Lineage: Eukaryota; Metazoa; Mollusca; Bivalvia; Pectinida; Pectinidae
Product: thyrostimulin alpha-2 subunit-like
Exons: 3
Coding region: 1-432 (143 amino acids)
Biological process (GO): cell surface receptor signaling pathway
Molecular function (GO): hormone receptor binding
Source: RefSeq, a predicted model, not a curated record